Molecule: messenger RNA, 1122 nt
Organism: Alternaria hordeiaustralica
Lineage: Eukaryota; Fungi; Ascomycota; Dothideomycetes; Pleosporales; Pleosporaceae
Exons: 3
Coding region: 1-1122 (373 amino acids)
Biological process (GO): tetrahydrofolylpolyglutamate biosynthetic process
Cellular component (GO): cytosol; mitochondrion; cytoplasm
Molecular function (GO): tetrahydrofolylpolyglutamate synthase activity; ATP binding
Source: RefSeq, a predicted model, not a curated record
AUGCCCUACAAGAGAGAGACUAUCGAUAUCGAUAAACUGAACAUCAUCCACGUCACCGGAACCAAGGGCAAAGGUAGUACAUGCGCAUUCAUUGAGUCUUUUCUCCGCGCUUACGGGGGAAGUACCGAAUGGCCGCUUAAGACAGGCCUAUAUACUUCACCCCAUCUCAUCUAUCCUGAAGAAAGGAUACGCAUCGAUUUUCAGCCCAUCGCCAGAGAUCUCUUCGCGAGAUACUUCUUCGAAGUGUGGGAUGCUCUGUCAAACGAUCCGGAAAGACUGCCUCGUUAUCUCCAGCUCUUCGCGCUGGUAUCAUUCCACGCAUUCAUUAAGGAAGGUGUACAUGUGGCUAUAUAUGAGACUCAUCACGGAGGGGAAUACGAUGCUACCAACGUGAUAGAGCAUCCUGUCGCAACCGUCAUCACUGCACUUGGCAUGGAUCACGUCCAGCAGUUAGGGCCCACUAUCGAGAACAUCGCCUGGCAUAAGUCGGGAAUCUUCAAGCACGGUGCUCAUGCACUCUCGUCUCCUCAGGAUGCCUCCGCUGCUGAGGUUCUUCGAUGUCGCGCGGCGGAGAAAGGCGUUCGCUUCCAAUUCGUGGAGAACGAUCCAGAUCUUCCAGCAGACGCACCGCAGCUGAAGCCAGAUGUGCAGCGCAUGAACUGUUCCGUUGCGAUUGCUGCCGUUCGUUACUUCCUUGAAGAUAGAGCUACAAAAGACACUUCAAAAGACAUUCCGCAACCAUCAUCUUGGGAUGUUUUGCAGGGCAUCAGCCAGUUCUCCUGGCCGGGGCGCUUCCAAACCAUUGUCGAAGGGGGCUUCAGCUGGUUCCUUGAUAGUGCGCACAAUGAGAUAAGCGUUAGCAAAGCCGCGGAAUGGUUCAUCGAGAGCUCGCAGGGAGAGAGGUACUUCAACCAUACAAGACUCUGCCGCCUUACCAUUAACAGUCACAGCGCAUCUUCCGUACGGGUCUUGAUCUUCGGCCAGGUAUCGAAGCAGAGAGAUGCUAGAGUUGUGCUCGAACAACUAGCCACUACCCUCAGCCCUGUUCGCAUCGACCAUGUCAUUUUCACUUCGUACGAUCCAAAGCAAGACUUCGACUCUACAAGAGGUGAAGCUCCCUAA